CAUCCAAAUCAAAGAGGGUAAUAUAGUCACCUCAAGGUGGAUGAGUUGAGGAAUCAAAUCAACAACGAUUUUAUGCUUUAAAUAUAAGAAACAAGUCACUAGCAUAUGGAGAGUUCUGGUGUUACAAUUACAAAUACUAAUAAUUAUCAAGCACAAAGGGUCCGUAAACCCCGCGUUAGUACGUUUCAGCAUGAAACACUUGUAUCAGCCUUGUUUAAAUUUCUUUACCAGCCCAACAACAACUGAGAAUAACAAAGAGGGAAACGUUCUGCAAACAAAGCAAAUUAAACCAAGAGUGGAGAAUCUUCGUGGUUGUUUGGGAUACAGUCCCUCCUUUUUUCUUGCAAUGUGAACUUCCUUUUGUGGAAAACAGAAGCACAAGAGGAUUUCUUUUCUUCUUGUGCUUGAACUCCACCAUAGAAAGGAAGACUAGUUUUGAUUCCAAAUUCCCUUUUGAAUAUGGUUCAGAGAAAGGUUCUAAGCAAGCUUGAUAUCCAAGCUGAUCGUGUCAAAUCAGACAAGUCCUUAGCAAACCUAAAGCCAUCUUCUCAUCACCAAGAUGGCACCGCCAGAGGAACCAAUAAGAUGAAGAAAAUGAUGAAGCCAAGGUCAAUUCAGCUUUCUUAUUUGGAGCCUCCUCAAUCAAGAAAGCCACCACCUCUUCAUGUUUCAACUAUUGCAGCAUCACCACAACAGCACAAGCAUUUGAUGAGAAGGUCACCUAACUACAUGAAGCCUACCAGCAGUUCAGAUGCCAAAAAGGAGCUUUUGCCUGUUAGUCACAGAAAUACUCGAUCUAGUUCAGAUGGUAAGAAUCUAACCCGAAAAUCUUUGAGUAAUUCAAAAGCUAGCUUUGUUUCUUGCAAAGAGCUUGCAAAAACUUUGUCAAGAUCAUCUAGCUUGAAUUCAACGAGAACAUCAAAGACUCCUAGUUUUAAGCCUUGUAAAGCUUGUUCGAGAAAAUUCACAUCAGCAGUUCUGUUUGAAGAUGUGAAUGCACCAGAGAGGGCUACCUGCUCUUCAACUUUGAAAGACUAUAAGUUCCCUGAGUACCUCAUGCUUCAUCCCGGGGCAACCGAAUCUGAGGGAGCUUCUGUCAUGAAGGUUUGCCCGUAUUCAUAUUGUUCUCUUAAUGACCAUGGUCAUGCUCCUUUGCCUCCUUUGAAGAGCUUCAUGUCAGCAAGGAGACAUCUUUUGGAGACUCAACGAUGGAAGAUGCUCCCCUCUGAUACACAAAAAGACUCUGAUAUUCAUGGAAAACCUGCAUGUGAUGAAACUGAUACGGGUAAUACAACAAUCACUCCAUUGGCACAAGAAAUUGGUAUGGAUUUCUUUUUUGAAAUCUAUGCUAAGGAGAGGGAAGGAGCUCAUGAAAUGGGAAAAUUCAACUCUGUCAAAGAUCUUGAGGAACAAGAUAUCGAUUCUGCAAAUGAGGAGAAUGGCAUUGCAGCAGAAGAGGGUGCCAUCAAGCAAGUUACUCCAGGUGUAAUUCGUGAUCUCUCAAAGUCUAAGAUCUAUUUCGAGGAGGAUUUCAAAAACUACUUUGCUGAUGUUGCUGCAGUUGAAGCAGACAGCAAGGGGAGCUUUCAAAAUGCUGAAGAUGCAAAUGAAAACCACCCACAUAGCUGGUUUCACGAAGAAACCUGUACGGGAAGCUAUUCCAAUGAUGCUAGCUAUGAUGAGGAACACCACGAGAAUAUUGAAUUGGUUGAGUCCAAAUCCCAAUAUAGUGAUAUGGAUUGGGAGGAGGAAUACUUCUGUGAAUUCAACUAUGAAGACGGUACUGAUUCUUCAAUCUGCUCUAUGGAGGAGACUGACCCAAAACUUGAGUCUUUAUCAGAGGGUUCACAUGAUAUAUCUGAAAUGUUGUUAGUUGACAUCUUUAGCAACCAUUAUUCAGACAUUCUGGUUGAAGAGGUGAGUCUCCAAGAAGCCGAAGAAGAGAAAAGCACCAGUUUUGAAGCACAACCUCAUUGCACUAAUUCUGUCAUGGUAGGCACAGGUGAAAGCAUCGAUUUUGUGACUCAAGAAAUAGAUUAUCCGUCCAAUGGUAUAAGUUUUGAGUAUGAACAAUCUACUUUGACAAAGGAAGUAUUUCAGUAUCUGACAAACGCAGAAGAUAGCAACAACAGAGAAAAUGAAAAACAAGUGAAUUAUGAGGUCGGUUAUGUCUCUAUGGUACUCGAUGAAGAGACAGUUGAAAACAGUGAAGGCCACAAGACUAGUGAAAGUUGCGAGAUUGAUAAGAGUUGUGAAGACAAGAGUGCAAGCGUAGAGAAUAAUGAUGAUGGCAUAAUUCACUCGUCUGAUGUGCCUGAAGAAAGUACCAUUAUUGUUCAGAAGCAGAAAUUAUGGGAGAAAAAUCAUGUUAGAGGCAGUAGUAAGUUGCAGAGCACAGGUGGUGAAGAGCAGCACAUGAGCAAGAAUUGGCAAUGGGGAACUAAGCGCAAAAGAUUGGUCGAAGAGGACGAGGAAAUGGGAAAGAUCAACCCAAGAAAACCAAAUUUCCUGACCUCGGUUGCUGAGCCAGAACCAGAGAAAGUUGAACUGAAGCACCAAAUGAUAGAUGAAAGAAAAAAUGCAGAGGAAUGGAUGCUUGAUUUUGCACUAAGACAAACUGUCACGAGACUGGCUCCAGCAGGGAAAAGGAAGGUGUCAUUGCUGGUCGAAGCUUUUGAAACAGUAACGUCAAUGCCCAAAUGUGAAACCCGUAUGAGAAAUGAUUCAGCCUUUGCUCGUGCAAGACCUAUUCAAGCGUGUAGCUGAUGUAUGCAUAAUGCAUGCAACUAAGGUAAAAACACAGAGGUCUUCUCUGAUUCCUUUUAACAAGUGCUAACUUGCUCAGGAAUAAAAGGAGAAAGACACGAAGAAAAAGCCAAUAUCCAUGACCAGAAGUAACUUGGAGAAAAUUCAACUUGCAGGGUCGUAUGGCUUUUACAUGGAAACUGAAACACAAGAAUGGGAUGAGAUUUGUUGCCAAAAUUUGUUCAGAGUGCUUUCGUGUUUACUUUCUUUUAGUUGUAUUUGAUGUACUAGAACUUUAGUUUAUAAUAAAUGAAAAUCAAGCUCCGGAUCUAUUAUUUUUGUUUGUACCAUGUAAAAGCAUAUAUAAUAAU
This is a messenger RNA of Cajanus cajan (pigeon pea), 3116 nucleotides long. RefSeq lists its product as uncharacterized. Gene Ontology annotation, molecular function: calmodulin binding. Lineage: Eukaryota; Viridiplantae; Streptophyta; Magnoliopsida; Fabales; Fabaceae. The record is from RefSeq and is a predicted model, not a curated record.